GAAGUAGUGGGCCGUCUCAGUCUAAAGCACCUUUCUGUACAUGUAGCAUGCACACUAGUGUUGCACCUUUCCUCACAUUUGUAAUACACUUCUAGACUGCUAUCACUGCCUGAGCCCUGCCUGUUGUAGGAUGAGUUAUAGAGCUCUAAAAAAAUAGCUGGGAGAGAGAGACCAAUAGGCACUGACACAAGAGAAACAGAACAGCAAGCAAGAAAAGUUUUUAGAACAACUUUUAUUUGCUCUUGCAACUGGAUUUCAGGAAGUGGAUUCAAGUGAGCUGUGUGUGUGCUUGUGUGGGUGUCCUGUACCCUGUAACUAUGAGAGCCACAUAUGUGUUACUUUGCGUGGGUCUGGUCCUUCUUCCUGCUUCAAUCUGUCAGUCCCCUGCUGAACGUGACACUUACACUGAGUGUACAGAUGGCUAUGAGUGGGAUGCACAGACUCAACUCUGUCGAGACAUAAACGAGUGUGAGACUAUACAGGGGGCUUGUCAGGGAGAGAUGAAAUGCUUUAACCACUAUGGUGGUUACCUGUGCCUUCCUCGCUCCGCCUCCGUUAUCACCGCUCCUGAGCCCUCCAGCCAAUCAGAUCCCAUUCUGCCUGUGGAGACUAAUGAGGCUUUUAACCCCUGCCCCGUUGGUUACAGAGCCCAAGAAGAUCGCUGUGUGGACAUUGAUGAGUGUAAAUUGGAUCAACAUGACUGCCAGCCCAGCCAGCAGUGCAUGAACACAUUGGGCACUUACACCUGCCAAUGCCCUGACGGCUACAGCAAGAUUGGCAUAGAGUGUGUAGAUAUUGACGAGUGCAGAUACAGGUACUGUCAGCAUCGCUGUGUGAAUGUGCCUGGAUCUUUCUCUUGUGAGUGUGAGCCUGGGUUCCAGCUGGCGGGCAACAACCGAUCCUGUGUUGAUGUAAAUGAGUGUGAGAUGGGAGCACAUUGUCAGCAAAGGUGUUAUAACACCUAUGGUUCAUUCCUGUGUCGUUGUGAUCAGGGCUAUGACCUGGGACCUGAUGGCUUCUCGUGCAAUGAGAUUGAUGAGUGCAUCUUUUCCAGUUACCUUUGCCAGUUUCAGUGUGUGAACGCGCCUGGAGGAUUCUCUUGUGUGUGUCCAGAUGGCUACGAGCUACAUGGAACACGGCAAUGCCAAGAUGUAAAUGAGUGUGAGACAGGCACUCAUCUGUGUGGAGAGGGACAGGUCUGUGUGAAUAUCCAUGGGGGACAUCAGUGUGUGGACUCCAACCGCUGCCAGGACCCCUACAUGCAGGUCUCAGAGAAUCGCUGUAUAUGUCCUGUGGUGAAGCCAGAGUGUCGCGAUCUGCCCUUCUCCAUUGUGCAUCGAUACAUGAGCAUCACCUCUGAACGUUCUGUUCCCUCGGACAUCUUCCAGAUCCAGGCCACAAGUGUUUACCCUGGAUCCUACAAUACCUUCCGCAUUCGCUCCGGAGAUGACAAUGGAGAAUUCUACAUACGGCAAAUCAACAACAUCAGUGCCAUGUUGGUUCUGGCCCAAGCAGUGACUGGACCCAAAGAGUACAUCCUUGAUCUGGAGAUGGUGUCUGUCAAUCCUCUCAUGAACCACCAGACCAGCUCAGUUCUGCGUCUCACCGUUUAUGUUGGGCAUUAUGCUUUCUGAGGAGAGAUAAACUUCGAGAGAUAAAUGUAGGGUAAACACUGAAUGACAGUAGAUUUUUUUAUUCAGUCUAGUUCUGCUUUUGUGGCUGCUUUGAUGUAUUGAAAAUUGGCAACACAGUUCCAGAAUUUACCAACCAAUGAUGUGAAAUCAUCUCUUUGUUUGUGGCUAACUUUGGCCUGUGAGUGUGGGCCUAUUUUGGGAAGUGCUAUAGCAUCUGAACACUCGUUCCUCUCACUUUGUCACUGCAGACUUAUUCUCACACAUACUGUACAUGCAGCACACACACACACACGGUGAGAUUAAUCUACAUGUUACAAAUAUUUAAGGUUCAGAAAGAUAAAUCAGGAUAUUACAUGUAAGAUAUCAUUUCUUUUUUGAAGUACCAGUUUUAUUGUUUAAAGUGUAUUUAUGAUUAUCUAACCUACAUGGAGAAACAUGAUACAAUUUUUCAACAUACGCAUCCAAAGAACUUUUAUAACUACAAAUCCAGCUCUCCACGAAUCCUAAAUGUCACAAAAAUGUUCUGAACAGUUUUGUUUUAUUUUUAUUUUUGGCAUAAAUAACUACAGUAGAUUGUGAAAAAAGUUCAUAUUAAAGUACAUAAAUUAAAGAUCAAA
Messenger RNA from Myxocyprinus asiaticus (Chinese sucker), 2251 nucleotides. It is a transcript of the gene efemp2b, whose product is annotated as EGF containing fibulin extracellular matrix protein 2b. The transcript has 11 exons. Bases 318 to 1634 code for a protein of 438 amino acids. Gene Ontology annotation, molecular function: calcium ion binding. NCBI's taxonomy places the organism in Eukaryota, Metazoa, Chordata, Actinopteri, Cypriniformes, Catostomidae. The record is from RefSeq and is a predicted model, not a curated record.